UCGUAAAUCGAAAAUAUCAUGUUGAAAAUGCAUUUAAUACACCCAACCUACCAAACAUUCCCUCUCUUCUGAUAAGGCUCGAGAAUAGUGGGAGUAGGCAUUGGGGCAUCGACACUUGUUGAUUGUUUAGCAGGCACAGUGUUCUUCAGGAAGAUAUCAAGUUUUAUCUGUACAGUUUGUUUCUUCUUUUCAUUAUAUAUUUCCCUAUAGCAGGCAAGAGCAUCCUGUAUCUGCCUGGUACACAAAAAAGCUGGAGAAACUCAGCGGGUGCAGCAGCAUUUAUGGAGCGAAGGAAAUAGGCAACGUUUCGGGCCGAAACCCUUCUUCAGACAGGCACUCCUGUAUCUGCCUGUCAGUUUUUGCGACUCUCUCGUAAUUGACGUCCAUUUCUUCCAACAUGCGUACGCCACUGCUGAUAGUAGCAAACACCUCCGCCAGUUUCUUUGUUGUGAAUAUUUUCGGUGCCUCGGGUAUAACUUCUUCUUCCUCUGCCUCAGCUUCUUAGUUCCCAAACCAAACUGAGAUGCAACUUGAUAAUAUGCUUUCUAUGGUGCAUCUGUAGAAGAUGGUAAGAGUUAUUGGAGACAUGCCAAAUUUUCUUAUUCUUCUGAGGAAGUAGAAGUGUUAGUGUGCUCUAUUGGCCGUACCUUCAAUGUGGUUGAUCCAGGACAGAUUGCGAGUAAUAUUUAUGUUUAGGAACGUGAAGUUCUCAACUAUUUUUUAAUUUGGCACCAUUACUGCUGAUCGGGGCAUUUACUCCACCCUGGUUACUGGCCGAUAACUAUCUCCUUCGUCUUGCUGACAUUGAGGGAAAGGUUCUUGUUUUGACAUCAUGAUACUGAGCUCUAUAUCUCCUUCCUGUAUCCUGUCUUGUCAUUGCCCGAGAUCCGGCCCAAUACAUCCCUGGCGAUGCAAGGCAGCCACUCUACCGCUGCGCAACUGUGCCACCCCCAUGGUGAUCGCCAUUGAUCCGAAACUCAAAUGAACCAGUCAUAUAAAUAUUGUGGCCACAGGACAGGCCAUAGCUGCAUGCACAAGAAAAUCAUUCCAUCGCAAAAUGCUGACGAACGCAAUGCUGCGCAAAUCAAUUUCUCAGCCUCUCUCUUUCCUCUCUGUACGUUUUUUGGUCCACACUGGGGCUGUUAGUAACUCUCUGUGACAUGGAGCAGGAUCCUUCCCUUCACUCAAGUAGUGGGCGGCGUGGUGACGCAGCGGUAGAGGUUACUGCCUUACAGCGCCAGGGACCCUGGUUCGUUCCUGACUACAGGUGCUGUCUGUACGGAGUUUGUACCUUCUCCCCGUGACCUGCGUGGGUUUUCUCCGGAAUCUUCAGUUUCCUCCCACACUCCAAAGACGUACAGGUCUGUAGCCUAAUUAAUUCGGUAUAAUUGUAAAUUGUCCCUAGUGUGUAGGAUAGUAUCAGUGUACAGGGUGAUCGUGGUCAGUGCGAACUCAGUGGGGCCAAAGGGCCUGUUUCUGUGCUGUAUCACUAAACUAAACCAGUAGGGAAACUUGAUCACCAGCCUUUACAGAGGUAUCCAGCCUCGGAGGAAAACAUAGCAACAAUACACUUACAGGUGAAGGGAUUAGAAUUAGAGCAGAUUAAAGUCAUUAUAUAGCAAAUAAGGAUUUAACUUUAAACAAAAUAACACAUCAAAAGCUGGGAGGACGUUUUGUGAAGUGUGGGUGAGGUCCCAAUAAGGCGCAACAUUUUUAUAAAUGUGAAGCCAUAUAAAAAAUUACACCUUGAUGUGUCACAGCUUUUAAAACAUUUCACAAAUGUUCUUUAGGAAUUCAGUGCCCUUAAUGUGAAACACUUUUUGAAUGAAUAACAACACUUCCUGAUCCUAGGCGCGGAAUAUAUGGUGCAGACCCAUUGGGUGCUCAGUUACACAAGUAGUUAUAGGAUACUCUCACAGAGCCAGUAGGAGGGCUAACCCCCUCAAGUUUAUUUAUUUAUCCAUAUUUUUACACAGAAGGUACUGGGAGGAAUGGUGAAUUUUACCAUUCAUGCCAUUUCUCAAUGCAGAAUUUGGUGCUGGUUGGAAUAUCAGCAUGUUCAAGAAGGAACUGCAGAUGCUGGAAAAUUGAAGGUAGACAAAAGUGCUGGAGAAACUCAGCGGGUGAGGCAGCAUCUAUGGAGCGAAGGAAAUAGGCAACGUUUCGGGCCGAAACCCUUCUUCUUCACCAUGAUGUCGGCUUAACUGGGAGGAAAACUGUGCCUUCUCUUUAUGGUGUGCCAGGUGUUAGGGGUGCUGCCUCAUAGCUCCAGUGACGCAGGUUCAAUGCUGACGUCUGGUGCCAUUUUGAGGAGUUUGUGCAUUCUUCCUGUGGACACAUGGACUUCCCCUGGAUGCUCCCAGUUUCUCUCACAUUGCAAACAGAGAUUAACUGGCCGCUGUAAAUUGCCCCUUAGUGGUGGGCCUCAGGGAAAUAAGAGGGGGAUUAUGACUGGUGGGGAACAGGUCUGAUGGGAUUGCUAUGUUUGUAUACGGAGAUCGCCAGGGAAGGAUCCCUGACCUGCUCCCAUCUCCACAUAUGCUGCCUGACCUGUGGGGUGCUUCCAACACUUUAGAAUAAACUAAAAAAGGAAAGAUAAGAGAGGGACUGUCGAAGAGCCUUUGGUGUGGGAAAUGAGCAGUACAAGAGGCUCUGCUUGUGGUGAAUGGUGCAGCACCUCACUGGUCGGCAUUGGUAGCUUUCACCCUGUAAUUAGAUGAAGAAUGACAGAGCUGCCAGAACAGGAAUAAUUCUGCUCAUUGUUCAGCUCAGUUACUUGAGAUUGGCCCGGACCAGAAUGUGUAUUGGUUGCCAAGGCAAUGUCUUUCCUGGUUUGAUGUUGUACACAGAUCGCAUUAAGCUGUUGGAGGAGCGGGGAUGAAAGUGAAGGAGAAGGCGAGGGAGAAGGAGGUGAAAAGUGUGGCCGAGGAAAAGACUGCGUUAAGUGAUGGACAAGGCCGGGGCCAAGCCUGAGGUUCUCCUGUCCCAGGCAUUCUACAAACGUUGUGUUUAAAGUCCUGCUGGACGCAGGGACGCAGAUCGAGGAGAGGCCGAGGCAGGCUGACUGGUUCGCCUCCUGUCGGGAUGUGGAGUGCCGAUCGCCGGCAGGCCCUGCUGCAGGGCAAGCCCAUCAACCUCCCAGUGGACAAGUCCAACCUGGUCCGUGUGUUCAUCAGCUCCACCUUCACAGAUAUGUGUAUGGAACGCGACACGCUCCUGGACAAAGCCUAUCCCGAGGUACAGGCUUUCUGUCAGAAACUGGGCCUGGUUUUUGAGGUGGUCGACAUGCGUUGGGGAGUUCCGACUGCACUGACAGCUGAUCACACGAGCACAGAGCUGUGCCUGAGGGAGAUUGAGUCCUGCCAGAGGAUAUCGCUGGGACCCACAUUUAUCGCUCUUGUUGGCAGUCGCUAUGGAUACCGACCCAUCCCUCGUGUUAUAGAAGAAAAGGAAUUUGAGGUGCUACUGGCGAAGCACUGCUCGGAUCCCAGCUCCUGUGAACUCCUUCAUGAAUGGUUCUGGAAAGAUGAGAAUGCCGUCCCUCCUGUGUACGUUCAUCAGCCCAUCACCACUCACCUGCCGUACUACAGUGACACCAGCCCAGCCAACCGGGAACGACAUGAGGAGGAGGUGCUCAGCUGGUCCAAGGCAGAGGAACAAAUCGCCACUCUGCUCCGAACAGCAGCCGCCUGGGCAGCAGAAGAGGGCCUCAUCAAAAAAGAUGCAAAGCACAAGUAUUUCAAGUCAAUCACUGAAUGGGAGAUCGACUAUGGGCUCCUGGAAUCAAAGCAAGGAGAUGUGCAUUCCUCCGUCUUCAUCCGGGAUAUCCCCAAUGUCCAGGAUCACUGCGACAGGCAGCAAGUUCACAAGUUUGUUGAUGUCACCAGUGACGGGAGCAUCGACAGAGAGGCUCAGGAUCUUCUCGCGAGCCUGAAGACGAAGAUUGUCGCCAAACACUCAAAGACUCUCCGCGUGCACCGGGUGAGGUGGCCGAGUGGGAUGCUGGACACACGGAGCACGGACCACACCGACUACCUCCAGGACCUGUGCCAGACCUUUAUCCAGGACGUGAAGCAACAGGUUCUCAGGAGGGUUGCUGAUCGGCACGAAGCCCAGGACGAGAUGUGUUGGCUCUUUGAGGAGUUGGCUCAUCACAUGGCCCUCUGCCAAAAGAAACGCAGCAUCUUCUGUGGCCGGGUCGAGCUCCUGAUGAAGAUUUGCCAAAGCAUCGAACUGAAGAACGAAUGCACUCACCCGCCCUUGGUUGUCCAUGGCCCUUCGGGUACUGGGAAGACAGCUGUUAUGUCGAAGCUUGCCGAGGAGGUCAGGAAACACCUGGGUAAUGGGACAGUGGUAGUUACUAGGCUACUGGGCACAUCACCACAGAGCUCCGAAAUUCAUACUGCGCUGAAAAGUAUCUGUUUCCAAGUAUCUCUUGCCUUCAGGCUCAAACCUCCAUUGACGCAUAUUGUUAACUCUUACAAUGAGCUGGUCCAAUUUUUUCACAGACUUCUAAGUGCAGUGUCGAAGAAGAAUAAGGAACCCUUGGUCCUUAUCUUCGAUUCUCUGGACCAACUAUCUUCCAACGAUGGUGCCCACAGGCUCCAUUGGCUGCCGAAGGAAUGUCCACCAAAGGUCCACAUUAUUGUCUCAACCUUACCUGAGGAAUACAACAUAUUAAAUGUCCUGCGAGGAGCCAUACCAAGCCCGGAAUACUUCUUUCAGGUGGAACCACUGUCCUGUGAACAUGGGCAGCAGGUGAUUGCCAUGCUGAUGUCAACAGUGAAGAGAAGGCUCACUGAUCAACAGUAUGAGUUGAUUUUAGACAGCUUCAGGCACUGUGGGCAGCCUCUCAUGCUCAAACUAUGCUUCGACGAAGCCAGGCGGUGGAGUUCGUACGUACUAGAUUCUGAACUCUACGUGGCCAAGGGAACGCGGGAGGCCGUGCGAUUCCUGUACACGCGACUAGAAAAGAAACAUGGCGGGACAUUGGUUUCACACGCUCUGGGAUACAUCGCUUGCUCCAGGAAUGGACUCUCAGAGAAUGAGCUGAAGGAAAUCCUGUCACUGGAUGAUGAGGUUCUUGGUGACAUCUACCAAUAUUGGUCACCCCCAAAUAAGGACAUCAUCCGCCUGCCUCCCUUACUGUGGACACGGCUGCGAUACGAUAUUGGGGAAUACCUGGUGGAGAGACAGGCUGAUGGAUUCCCUGUCCUCCACUUUUACCAUCGGCAGUUCAUAGAGGUGGUGCACGAGAUGUAUCUCCCGACAGAGGAGAAAAUCAAACGUCACUCAGUCCUGGCUGAUUUCUUCAAGGGCACAUGGAGCCAAGGGAAAAGAAAGAGCAUCACACUCCCACAGCUCAAUGAGACACUCCUUGCAGACAGAAAGGUCACUGCGCAACCUCUGAAAUUUGGGGAUGAUGUCAUGAACUUACGAAAACUGAGUGAGCUGCCGUACCACUUGGUUAAUGCUGGUCGCAUUGAUGAGCUGAAACAGGAGGUUCUGGGGAAUAUAGAAUGGAUCGUUUGCAAAGUGCAAGCCACAGGAAUGAAGAGUUUGUUGGAAGAUUUUUAUGCUUGCACCAGGAAAGUUGAUUGUCCUGACGUGCAACUUGUUCAAGAUGCACUGUUACUCAUCUGGCCAACAGUAAACUUCAUGGAGAAUGAUAUAGAUCACCGUGUUCUAUACCUGGAGGUCUUGGCUCGCCUUGAUUUCUUCAAGGGCUCUUACCCAAUGAUCGAUGAGCUGUGCCAGCAGUGCAGGAAUUGGUGUGCACUGUGCCCUGACCCCACCUUUACUCCACUGUGCGGCUUCUUCCAGCCUCCGGGUGGCCCACUCUGUACAACACUCACUGGUUUCAGGAAAGGUAUCAGUGCAAUGGAGCUGAGCACUGACUGCACAGUGCUGAUGGCAGGUUCACUAGAUGGACUGAUGAUUGUAUGGAACCUGCAGGAUAUUGAAAUGAUCCACACUAUGACAGGUCAUUUUGCUGAGGUACGGUGCAUUAAAGUGAUUCGCAACAGCACCCGAGCUGUGUCAGGUUCAUUUGACCAUACACUGCGUCUGUGGAAUCUAGUCACCGGAAAAGAGAUCUACUUGAUCCAAGAAGACCACUCUGGCUAUGAACACUUUGCAUUGCUCCAGGUGGAUGAAGCGACUGAUGUGAUCUACUCUGUCUCAGGCCACCAGAUUAAGGGUCGACGCCUAGAAAACGGUGAACUUCUGUUUCAAUUAACUGGCGGUAACCUGGACAACACAACAUGCACAGCGGUGAUGGGCUCCAACAACCCACUCCUGACCAUGUCUAUUGGAGCCACACUGUGUGUGUGGGAUCAAGUCUGCGGCACCUUACAGAACACUCACCAUCUCGCUGGGCUAAGUACCUCAAAGCUGACGUGCAUCCUUCCAUUGAGACGUCAGAACAAAAUAGCAGUAGGAUUCAAUGAUGGAAUCGUGGCAAUGGUGUCUCUGGAUGGAACUUGCGUUACAGAGGAAGUCAACUUAUCGGUCACCUUCCUGAUCACGUCAGAAAGUGAGAAGUGGAUGGUGGCAGGGUUUGGGAAGUAUGCUCGGGUUUUCACGCUGGAUGCCAGUACGAUUCAGAAAGCCUCGGCAGUGGACUUGGAGCACGGUGACAAGGUUCACACGGGUAUAAUCAGCAGAGAUGAGAGCUUGCUGGUCACAGGGUCCGCAGACGAGACUAUUCGGGUGUGGAGCUUGUCACCCAAUGUCAAGCUGGUGGACUCGAUGGAAGGAAUGGGAGUUCCCCUUACCUCUCUGUCACUAUCUGGGAACACCUUAAUAUCAGCAUCACGCAGUGCUUACUACCUUAAAAUCUGGAACCUGAGUUACGAUCGGCAGCACACCGCAGUUACGCCGUUCCAUAACCGCAGUACGAUCACUGGCUUGACACGGGAAGGCAACUCGGUGUGCUUCCCGAAAACAGGGGAGUCGAACAAAGUAGUCAUUUGGAAUGCUGAAGAAGGUGUGGCACUCGGCAGCGUGGGCCUGGACACCGAGCUCUGCUGCCUGGCGGUGGCACAGCGGAGGAAGGCGCUGAUCUGCGGGCUGGCCUCGGGCUGUCUGGCCGUUUUCUGCACCAGGACAUUGCGGGAGCUGGAGCGCCGACCCCCGCCCGGGCCCUGCGGCGCCGUCCGCUGCGCCGCCCUCAGCAGCGGCGAGGAGAGGCUGGCGACGGCCGGCGGCAGCGGCCUGGUGUCGGUGUAUGCGCUGGGCCUGGCCGAGGCUGGGCCGCUGCUGGGCGAGUUGCUGCUAACCGUUGCUAGCCCCCCCGGCUCGGUCGCCUCCAGCGUCGUGAUCCUGUCGGACAGCAGCCUGUUGCUCGGUACCGACACCGGGAAGCUGCUGCUCCACACCGCCCGGUGCUCGACGCCCAUUGUCCUGGAACCUCACGACAGCCGGAUCACCUGCCUGGAGACCAGCCACAACGAGCUGUAUGUGUUCAGCGGAUGCCAGGGGCCCGUCCAGAGGCUGUGGAACCUGUCCAGGCGGCACUGGCAACACGAGAUGUCCUACAAGGGCGCAUUCUUUGAAGGGGUGGUCUGUGCUGCAUUCUCACAGGACGAUCGCCACAUCUACACCGGCUCCCAGGAUCGCAGCAUCAAAGUCUGGGACGUUCAGAACGGCUCUCUGCUGGCAGUACAGUACGUGUAUGCAGAGGUAACCAGGAUUCUGCCAACACCAGGCGGGAUGGUGGCCAGCACGAGACUGGGCUACCUCAUCCGAGAGAGCUUCACAUGCCCGCCCGUUGUUGAUCCGAGUUACAAAGUGCUCAGGGGCAUCAAGGCCAGCUGCUCUGUGAGAUCCAGGGAUGGUGGCAGGAAGACUCUGAGAAGCUCAGAGACCCCACAUCAGACCACGCCCUCUCGCACCUGCUCCUUGCUCUGAACGCGUGGGCACACUUCCUGCCGCUCAGCAAGUGACUCAUCCCCAAUGAAACGCCAGCAAUUAACAUGCUAUCAAAGGACACGCCUCAACGCACAGAGGCUGCUCACUUCUAUUAAUAGCAACCUCAUCAGAUUAAUUAGAUAACGCAAGAAAUUCUCCCCUCUCCAACUCUCCUGUAGGUGCUGACAUUCGCUCCCUCCUCCAAGUCUGCUGACUGUUCUUCCAUUAGAUCGCUCAUGAAGUGUGGGUGACAUUGCAGGUCAACAGUUGC
Molecule: messenger RNA, 8182 nt
Organism: Leucoraja erinaceus (little skate)
Lineage: Eukaryota; Metazoa; Chordata; Chondrichthyes; Rajiformes; Rajidae
Gene: nwd1
Product: NACHT and WD repeat domain containing 1
Exons: 19
Coding region: 3085-7911 (1608 amino acids)
Molecular function (GO): ATP hydrolysis activity; protein binding
Source: RefSeq, a predicted model, not a curated record